Molecule: messenger RNA, 231 nt
Organism: Diaporthe amygdali
Lineage: Eukaryota; Fungi; Ascomycota; Sordariomycetes; Diaporthales; Diaporthaceae
Exons: 1
Coding region: 1-231 (76 amino acids)
Source: RefSeq, a predicted model, not a curated record
AUGGGGCCUACUGCAACACCCGCCCUUUCGCCCUUUGUGCCCAAAUUAUCGCUGGUAACGGCCAAGACCAAGCGAGGAGGCCAACCGCAUGCAUGGUACCUGGGUAUCGGUACCCAGGUGGCCGGCCAUUCCCAUUCUGCCUGCGAGGGCGCAGUUCUGGAUGGCGCUGCUGCUAGCCCCAACCGUGACUUGACUGAUGACAAUGACAAGGAGGCAGAGGCAAGACAGUAG